AUGUGUAGUCUUAGAAUCUUUUUUGCAGGCUCUAAUACUGCAAAUUUCAAUAUCCAGAUAGAUGAUAAACAAACAACAUACGGAAAUGAAGGAUAUUAUACAGUAUUUAAAGUUGACUAUGAUGAAACUAACGUACUUGGUUCUAAUCGAGGUGUUGCAACUUUAAGAAAUUGUAAAAUUACAACAAUAUUAAGCUCAGGUUCAUCAAAUAUGUUCUCCAAUAUAGGAUACAAAGUUUGUAACUCUGAUACAAUUUCACAUUAUAUUGGAAUUGCGACAUAUACUGAUACACAGAUAUUUAAUAGUGAUAAAAAUUCUAUUUACAAUCUAAAUGGCAAUACUGGAUUCCGAAUGACUGAUGGAACUUAUACUUUAUCUUUUGUAUUACGAGAAGUUGAUUCGCCUGGUGUUGACACAUAUUGGUACGGUAGAUACAAUGAUAGAAAAAAUAAAAUGUGGAGUAGUGGAACAGCUAAUUCAAAUUCUUAUUCUGAUUUAGAGAAUAUAGAUUCUGGAAUUGCAUUUUCAUGGCAAAAUAGAUUGAUUAGACCAGGUCAAACUCUAUAUUUCAAAAUGUGUCCAUCUCCAACAGAUCAAUCUUCUUCUUACAAACCAUCGUUAACUAUAACUUCAAUCGCUAAUAGUUAUAGACCUAGUUCAAAGCCAUUCUUAAUCAGUGGAUCUUUAAAUCAUUCACGAUCAUCUACAACUACAUUCUACAUUAAAUACAGAUUUGAUAACGAUGAAACCAUUUACACUGAUGCCAAUGCUUAUGUAGUUAGUUCUACUAGUCCAAAAGAUUACUCUAACAACAUUAAUAUCCCUGACGAUUUCUCAUCUGGAUCUCAUACUAUAAAAAUUUGGGCAGAAGAUAGAUAUGGAUACAGAUCCACAACAUAUGAAAAAACAUUUGAACUUGUAAGGAAUCCUCCUAAAAUUUCAUUUACCAAAAACUAUGAAAACAUAGUUUACAAACGAAAUGUUGAUCAAAUUAAAAUAUCAAUCAAUGCAUCAGAUCCAGAUGGAUAUGGUAAUUUUGGUAUUAGCUACUUUGUAUCAGGAAUUUCAAUACAAUCAAACAUUAUUACAGAAAAUAGAAAUUAUAUCAAUGAAUUUUCUAUUGAUUUUCCAUCAAAUACUGCUGAAGAUCGGUACACAGUUACUUUAUAUUGUUCUAAUGAAUAUUCUGGUGAAUCAAGUACUAUUUUAUAUUCAUUUUAUUAUGAAUUUAAUUCACCAGUUCUUUCUAUUGAAGAAUCAACACAAAAAGAAGUUAUCAGGAUUCGUAGUAGCUCAUCUUUAGGUAUUAACAUGACUGUUACAGAUGCUGAUGGAUUUGGAAUUAUUCAAAUUUUUUAUAAAAUAGAUGAAAGAGAGUUUACUGAAUUUGUAACAAUAGAUAUAAGAAAUACAAAUAGAAUUAUCAGAAAUAUUGAUAUUCCAAGAGAUUUAUCAAUAGGAAACCACACAAUUACGUUUUAUGGAAGGGAUGAUGAUCAAAAAGAAUCAGAAAAUGUCACUCAUGAGUUCGCAUUUAAACCAUCAAUUCCCUCAAUCAGUUUAGUUAAGGAUUUACCUCAAUCAGUUGAAAGAUCUUUGAAUCCAAAAGUCGAAUUUGAAGUUAACAUUAGAGAUGAUGAUGAAUUAUAUAAUAUGACAUUAUCAUGUAUGAUAGAUAAUGAAUUAUUAUCAACUUUUGUUAUGGAUUACAGUGAUACAAAAGUUUAUUCUGAUUUCAUAGUAAUACCAUGGAAUUUAUCUAAAGGAUCUCAUUCAUUAUCAUUUGUUGCUAUCGAUUCUGAUGGAAACAAUUCAACAAACUUGAAUGAACCUAUUAUGAGAUCACGAAAUAAUAAUGUAAUAGAAAUUUCUUUAAAAUUAACAGAUAAUGAUGGAAACUCAACAGUACAAAUUUAUUAUACUUUUGAUGAAUCCAAUUACAAAUAUUAUGAUACAUUCUUUUUAGAAAAUAAUAUGAGUUUAUGUGAUAUUAUUUUUCAGAAGAUUUUGUGUUCUUCUUCAAAAUUUUAUUUUUUUAUUAAAAAGAAUCUUUACAAAAUAUACAUUUACUUUAAUUAA
Messenger RNA from Trichomonas vaginalis G3, 2079 nucleotides. Its product is annotated as dextransucrase protein. The record is from RefSeq and is a predicted model, not a curated record. The coding region runs from base 1 to 2079 and encodes 692 amino acids. Lineage: Eukaryota; Parabasalia; Trichomonadida; Trichomonadidae. The transcript has a single exon.